UCCUUGCUGCGCCGCCAUGGCCUCCUACAGCAAGUUCCUCACCGCGCGCUACUCCACCGUGGCCGGCACCGCCGCUGCCGCCUGCGCCCUGAUUUGCCUGAUCAACAAGCGGCGGAAAGCGGCCGCUGCCGCCUUGCACGGAAAGAAAAAUGGAAAAAAUUUAUCCAGCAAUGAGAAAGAAGUCAAAAAAGAACGAGCUGUAGUAGAUAGAGUAUUUCUUGCAAGAAUUUGUCAAAUUCUGAAAAUUAUGGUCCCCAGGACAUUUUGUAAAGAGACAGGUUAUUUGAUACUUAUUGCCAUUAUGUUGGUACUUCGCACAUAUUGUGACAUCUGGAUGAUUCAUAAUGGAACAGUUAUCGAGAGUGCUAUCAUUGGCCGCAGUAGAAAAGAUUUCAAGAGGUACUUGUUCAACUUCAUCGCUACCAUGCCUGCUAUUUCCCUAGUGAAUAACUUCUUGAAAUACGGACUAAAUGAACUUAAAUUGUGUUUCCGUGUCCGACUUACCAAGUAUCUUUAUGAGCAGUACCUGCAGAGCUACACAUUCUACAAAAUGGGCAAUUUGGACAACAGAAUAGGCAAUCCUGAUCAGCUACUUACACAAGAUGUUGAAAAAUUUUGUAACAGUGUAGUGGACCUAUAUUCAAACCUCAGCAAGCCAUUUCUGGAUAUUGUUCUAUACAUCUUCAAACUAACAAGUGCAAUAGGAGCGCAGGGCCCUGCUUCCAUGAUGGCCUACUUGAUUUUUUCAGGCUUUUUCCUUACACGCUUAAGAAGACCUAUUGGUAAGAUGACUAUUACAGAACAAAAAUAUGAAGGCGAGUAUAGAUACGUCAAUUCACGGCUCAUUACAAACAGUGAAGAAAUUGCAUUUUAUAAUGGGAAUCAAAGAGAAAAACAGACGAUUCACAAAGCUUUUCACAAACUGGUAGAGCACCUGCACAAUUUUAUUUUGUUCCGGUUUACAAUGGGCUUUGUAGACACGAUUGUUGCUAAAUAUCUUGCAACUGUAGUUGGCUAUUUGGUGGUUAGCCGUCCAUUUUUAAACUUGCAUCAUCCUCGUCAUCAGAAUAGCACCCAUGCUGAACUUUUGGAGGAUUACUACCAAAGUGGAAGAAUGCUACUGAGAAUGUCUCAAGCCCUUGGCAGAAUAGUUCUAGCUGGUCGUGAAAUGACUCGAUUGGCUGGCUUCACAGCUCGAAUUACGGAAUUAAUGCAAGUUCUGAAGGACCUAAACAAAGGGAAAUAUCAACGAACCAUGCUAGCCCAAGACAAAGAAUUAGACUUAAAAGAAACUACCCCAUUGAUUCCUGGAACGGGACAGAUUGUCAUAACAGAUAACAUUAUCAAAUUUGAUCACGUUCCAUUGGCAACACCAAAUGGCGAUAUGUUGAUUAAAGAUCUCAACUUUGAGGUGCGAUCCGGGGCAAAUGUUCUUAUUUGUGGGCCAAAUGGAUGUGGAAAGAGUUCUCUCUUCCGUGUCCUUGGUGAAUUGUGGCCUUUGUUUGGUGGCUGUCUAACUAAACCCGAGAGAGGAAAGUUGUUUUACGUUCCUCAGAGACCAUAUAUGACACUUGGGACAUUGAGAGACCAAGUAAUUUAUCCAGACACUAUAGAAGAUCAAAAAAAGAAAGGCAUCUCCGACCAGGUGUUAAAGGAAUAUUUAGAUAAUGUCCAGCUGGGUCAGAUCUUGGACCGUGAAGGAGGCUGGGAUAGUAUUCAAGACUGGAUGGAUGUUCUCAGUGGAGGAGAGAAACAGAGAAUGGCGAUGGCUAGAUUGUUUUACCAUAAACCCCAGUUUGCAAUUCUGGAUGAAUGUACUAGUGCUGUUAGUGUUGAUGUGGAGGGAUACAUCUACAGCCAUUGUCGGAAAGUUGGCAUCACUCUCUUCACUGUUUCUCACAGAAAAUCACUUUGGAAGCACCAUGAUUUUUAUCUUCACAUGGAUGGAAGAGGAAACUAUGAGUUCAAGAAAAUUACUGAAGAAACAAUUGAGUUUGGUUCGUAACCUUCAACCCUGUCAACAACAGCCAUGACUGUUAACAAUAUUGGACUUGGAAAACGUACAUUAUGAUGUAACAAAGUGACUUGACUUACUCUUUAAAUUGAUUACUAGGAAUAC
This is a messenger RNA of Protobothrops mucrosquamatus (brown spotted pit viper), 2119 nucleotides long. It is a transcript of the gene ABCD3, whose product is annotated as ATP binding cassette subfamily D member 3. NCBI's taxonomy places the organism in Eukaryota, Metazoa, Chordata, Lepidosauria, Squamata, Viperidae. Gene Ontology annotation, molecular function: ABC-type transporter activity; long-chain fatty acid transmembrane transporter activity; ATP hydrolysis activity. The record is from RefSeq and is a predicted model, not a curated record. The transcript has 23 exons. Gene Ontology annotation, biological process: fatty acid beta-oxidation; very long-chain fatty acid catabolic process; peroxisome organization. The coding region runs from base 17 to 2005 and encodes 662 amino acids. Gene Ontology annotation, cellular component: peroxisome; peroxisomal membrane.